GCUCCAGCAAACGAGGCCAUUGAAUCCAAAGGCAUUGUGAGACUCAAUGGAAGUUGGGAUCGUCCUUCGGCAUAUCGCGGCAGUCCGUCUCCAGAUCUCGAAGCAGCUUGGGAUAGAGUAACUGCCGAUGGGCGCCUAAUGUCUAUGACGCUCGAAGAGCUACUCAAAAUAGGGGAAGAGCCUGCCCCAUUCAUGGCUAGGUAUCCGGAAGAGUAUGGUGGGGAUUAUGUGGCGACAGUGGAGGUCAUUCACCAGCUUCAUUGCAUAAACAUGGUUCGCCAAUCCGGCUGGGGUGACCAUUACACAGCAACCGAUGCUGACUUCAUCAAAUCCCCAGACAAAUGGCGCAUCCAUCUUGAUCACUGCGUCGAAUUGCUCAGACAGAUCAUUAUGUGCCACUCUGAUGUAACAAUGGUUACUUACGAUUGGGUUGAGGGACUCGAUGUCCCCUACCCAAACUUCAACAUCCCUCAUCAAUGUAGAGACCUCGAGAAGAUCUUGGAUUGGGACAAUGUUGCCCUUCCUUUGCCCCCUUAAUUGUAUUCUCGACCCAUAGAGGAUCCAGAGGGCAUGCUAUUAAAUCACGAAUGUAACUAUAACUUGACUAUGAACUGAGUUCCAUAGUACUUAUAAACUGUCGCACAAGAAACUCCCUCUGUCGACAACGGGUAUGAGGAAUAUUUAUGUCCGCUGAUAUGAUUAUACGUACGCACUGGCAGUAACUAGCCUAGAGCUAGUCUG
Messenger RNA from Suillus discolor, 741 nucleotides. RefSeq lists its product as uncharacterized. Gene Ontology annotation, biological process: mycotoxin biosynthetic process. The annotation marks the transcript as partial. The transcript has 5 exons. The record is from RefSeq and is a predicted model, not a curated record. Lineage: Eukaryota; Fungi; Basidiomycota; Agaricomycetes; Boletales; Suillaceae.